CGUUGAAUUAUACAAUUUGAGACAAUUGGGAUUAUUUUAUUUGACCAAUAAUUUGAUGAGUUAUUUUUGGAUCAAAUGAAAAAGCACAGUUAAUUUUGGCCGAGUUUGACAUGUUGCUAAUUUAAAAAUGGGUGAUGAUUAUACCCCGGUUACCACCUCCAUGGGAGCAGAGACCAUAUGUUUAAAGGACCAUAUUGUUUAUCCAUCGCACAUGGAACUUCGUCUAUGCUUGCGUCGGGUAUAGAGUAUAUUGUGUAACCUCUCAUCCGGUGCCACGUAUAAGAAGCCAACUGAACCUUCUCGAAAGGCAAUACGUAUUGCUACGACUUCAUUUCAAUUUUUUAAUUCAACUUUUUCGGAAGCUGUCCGUAACGUAGCUUCUGGUUGUUUCUUUUUCUGUCGCUUUUUUCUUUUUAUAUUUUCUCCUUAUCACCAUUUCCUCCUUUCCUGAACUUUCCAACUCUUAUCUGUAACAAACACAGUUCCCCCCAACACCUCUAUGUGUCGUCGGAACCUUCUAGAAUAACCAAAAAUCCCAACGGACGUCUUUCCUGCAACUCUCUUGCCUCCCUGCAAUUUUGGCUCCAGAUCUGCUGCGAGUCGAAUCUUCAGUCAAGUGAGAAGCGAUGACUCCACCGCCGAUAGAGCGGAACGGCGGAGAAUCAACGGCCGGUGAAACGGCGAGGUCUGUCCCGACGCCGUUUUUAACAAAGACGUACCAGCUCGUCGAGGAUCCAUCCAUCGACGACGUAGUCUCUUGGAACGAAGACGGAUCUACCUUUAUCGUAUGGAAUCCGACGGAGUUUGCUAGAGAUUUGCUUCCUAAAUAUUUUAAGCAUAACAAUUUCUCUAGCUUCGUUCGGCAGCUCAACACCUAUGGAUUUCGGAAAGUCGUACCUGAUCGAUGGGAAUUCUCAAACGAUUGCUUUCGGAGAGGUGACAAAAGUCUGUUACGCGAUAUCCAGCGUCGGAAAGUAGUCACGCCGAUUGCUACUCCUUGCGCAGCUGUAACAGCGGUCGUUACCGUGGCUGCUCCGCCUGCUCAGCCACCACGGCCUGUAAUAUCUACCUCGGAUUCCGGUGACGAGCAAGUCGUCUCUUCAAAUUCAUCUACAGGUGGCACAGCGGGGCUGCUGGGAGAAAACGAGCGGUUAAGGAAAGAGAAUUUACAGCUCAACAAAGAGCUGAGCCAAAUGAGGAGCCUCUGCGGCAAUAUAUACUCUUUGAUGUCGAAUUACGCAGACCCUUCGACCAGCGGUAAUCAGUCGGCGGAAAGCACCUCACCGGCGGCAAAGCCACUUGAUCUCUUACCGCCGAAACGGUCUGUUGAUGAAUCGGAUAUUAAUAAGGCCGUGGGUGAUGGGGGGAGCCGGGCUGAACCCGAGGAUAUUCGGGCGAGAUUAUUCGGUUUCUCUAUAGGUAUGAAACGUGCGAGGGAAGGCGAUGAAGCAAGGGCGGAGCAUGAUCAGGAAUUACGCCUGCGGCAGCCUGGGAACGACGUGAAAUCAGAACCGUUAGAUCAGGAAAAUGGCGGUGAAAAUGAAGAGAGAUCGUGGCUGAUACAUUGCAGGGGACCAAUUCAAAGGGCGUGUAACGAUAGUGAGGUUGGUGUGAGUAACGUAGACUAGAAUAGACGUUAGUGAUUAGACGAUCUUAAAUUAAAAGAGGUCUAAAUUACACAGGUGUUAAUUGUGAAUUGUGACUGCAUAUGUACGAGGAGGCGCACGUGCUAAAUCACGUGAUGCCAUGUGAGGACUAUCUUUAAGAAGCUUCGUUGAGGACCUUUUGAUUUCUUUCGCUCUUUACCGUCAUUUUCGUUGUUGCCAUAAAAAACGACUCCUUUCCCUCUUUCGGGGAGAUGAUUGACAAUUUGUUGAGAAGGUUUUUUGAAAAAUUCUAUAUAAAAAAUUGUAAAAAGUGAAGUACGCUUA
Messenger RNA from Nicotiana tabacum (common tobacco), 1931 nucleotides. Its product is annotated as heat stress transcription factor B-2b. Gene Ontology annotation, molecular function: DNA-binding transcription factor activity; RNA polymerase II cis-regulatory region sequence-specific DNA binding. NCBI's taxonomy places the organism in Eukaryota, Viridiplantae, Streptophyta, Magnoliopsida, Solanales, Solanaceae. Gene Ontology annotation, cellular component: nucleus. The record is from RefSeq and is a predicted model, not a curated record. Gene Ontology annotation, biological process: regulation of transcription by RNA polymerase II.